This is a messenger RNA of Paramecium octaurelia, 423 nucleotides long. Lineage: Eukaryota; Ciliophora; Oligohymenophorea; Peniculida; Parameciidae. The record is from the annotation of a GenBank genome assembly.
AUGAAAAGAAAAACAUACAAAAAGGAAUAUGAAGUUGAAUCUAUUGUGGAGAGGAAAUUCGAUGAACAAACCAAAGCCUAUCUCUAUUAGAUUAAAUGGAAGGGCUAUCCACACUCAUAAAACACAUGGGAACCAAUAGAGCAUUUACAAAACCCGCAUGUCAAAAAAAUGGUCAAAGAAUUCGAUUCAACAUAAGAGUCGACUCCCUCUAAAAAACACAUUAAUUUAGAACUCCUUAAGCAAUGCCUCUUAAAGAAACUCACUGAGUUUUUAAUUAAAAAUGCGCCUUAAGAAAAUGAUUUACAGGAAAUUAUUUUAAGUGAUUUCAGCAUAUCAUCAAAUGAAAACAAUUCUAAUUUCAAAAUGCCCAAAUUCAGAGAGGAAACUAAAACUUCCAACAAGAAACCUUACUCAUAGUUCUGA